AUGGACAGCUUCAUCCUCACCCUCUCUUGCCCGGACCGCCCCGGCAUUGUCCACGCGGUGACGGCCUUCCUCGUCCAGCAUAACCUCAACAUCAUUGACUCAUCGCAAUUCGGCGACCCCACCUCCCAGCGCUUCUUCAUGCGCGUGCAUUUCAAGGCCGAAUCCAGCGAAAAGCCGUCCGUGGAGGACCUGCGCAAGGCUUUCGAGUCUACCGCUACCGACCUGUCCAUGGAUUUCCAGGUCGUGCCGGCGGCGCAGAAGACCCGCGUGCUGAUCAUGGUCUCCAAGAUCGGCCACUGUCUGAACGACCUCUUGUUCCGCCAGUCGACUGGUCAAUUGGCCAUUGAGAUCCCUCUGAUCGUCUCCAACCACCCCGAAUUCGCCGCCCUGGCGGCCACCUACAACAUCCCCUUCGUCCACCUCCCCGUCACCGCCGACACCAAGCCGCAGCAGGAGGCGCAGGUGCUCGAGCUCAUCCGCGAGCACAACAUCGACCUGGUCGUGCUCGCCCGGUACAUGCAGGUGCUGUCGCCCACCCUCUGCGAGGCCAUGUCCGGCCGCAUCAUCAACAUCCACCACAGCUUCCUUCCCUCCUUCAAGGGCGCCAAGCCCUACCACCAGGCCUACGACCGCGGCGUCAAGAUCAUCGGUGCCACCGCCCACUUCGUCACCAGCGACCUCGACGAGGGUCCGAUCAUCGAGCAGAACGUCGUCCGCGUCAACCACUCCAUGAGCCCGAAGGAGCUCACCCACGCCGGCAGCAACGUCGAAAGCAACGUGCUGGCUACCGCCGUGAAGUACGUGACCGAGCGCCGGGUGCUGUUGAACGGACACAAGACGGUCGUGUUCAACUGA
Molecule: messenger RNA, 855 nt
Organism: Aspergillus terreus NIH2624
Lineage: Eukaryota; Fungi; Ascomycota; Eurotiomycetes; Eurotiales; Aspergillaceae
Product: formyltetrahydrofolate deformylase
Exons: 1
Coding region: 1-855 (284 amino acids)
Biological process (GO): 'de novo' IMP biosynthetic process
Molecular function (GO): formyltetrahydrofolate deformylase activity
Source: RefSeq, a predicted model, not a curated record